Messenger RNA from Trichogramma pretiosum, 10911 nucleotides. It is a transcript of the gene Atpalpha, whose product is annotated as sodium/potassium-transporting ATPase subunit alpha. NCBI's taxonomy places the organism in Eukaryota, Metazoa, Arthropoda, Insecta, Hymenoptera, Trichogrammatidae. Gene Ontology annotation, biological process: intracellular sodium ion homeostasis; proton transmembrane transport; potassium ion import across plasma membrane. The transcript has 12 exons. The record is from RefSeq and is a predicted model, not a curated record. Gene Ontology annotation, cellular component: membrane. The coding region runs from base 1110 to 4124 and encodes 1004 amino acids. Gene Ontology annotation, molecular function: ATP binding; ATP hydrolysis activity; P-type sodium:potassium-exchanging transporter activity.
GUGUUGCGAGAGUCUCUCUGUAUGUGAGCGCGCGCGCACACGCAGCUUUAGCAGCACGGUAUAGUCGUAUAGUCGUCGCUUCGGCCGGACAAAGAUAGCAGAUAGCGCAUAGAUAUACGUACACACGUACGAGACAUAUACCGAGCAAGAGUGUACGUAACCGUGUGCGAGUGCGUUGGUGCAACGUAUAGGUAUAUAGGAGUCGUCGCUACUGCUAGCUCUCUCUGUCUCUCUCUCUCUCCGCCUCUGUGUGUGUAUAUACUGUGUCUGUGCGAGUAUAGCGGGCGCGAGCGAGCGAGCGAGAGAGAGUGAGGAGACUACUACUGGCGCGCGCUAGAGGAAUAAGCGGUGUACGCGACAGUGUCAGUCUUUGGUCCACCCGAGGCACGAGCCGCGAUCAGCCGACACCUCGAUUGAGCCGAGACCCGUGUGGCCGUUCGCGUGUGUGCAGCAGCAGCAGCCGCACGACGACCCGACGACAGCCGCCUAGAGAACGUCGCGAGACAGUAUAUAUAAAAUAAGCCGUGCACGGUACGAGCUUAUAUCGAGUGCGCGACGAGUACGUCGAGUGUGCAGCUUUUUUUUCGCUGAAAAAGCCGUAGCAGCAACUUGGGAAUUCUACGGAAGAGCAGAGGAGGCAGCAGCAGCAGCAGCAGCCGCCGCCGUCACGCUUGACACAUAGCGCACCAGCCAUGGGUGACGACAAGUGAUUGGCGCAGAGCUGAAGCACCAGCAGCACCAGCACCAGCAGUGUAGCAUAGAGCUCGUUCGGUAGCUCUUGAAUAACCGACAUUGAACGACAACUGAAGAGUACGGCGACGACGACCAGCUACCUCAUCAGUAUAACAGUAUACGAUUCGUGACAAAAAAAUAAAAAGAAAGAAAAUUAAACAGUCAAGUGUGUCGAUGGUGUAAAGUUGUUGAUUCAAGUAGGGAAUGAUCUAAUCUAGAAUUAAGACAUAAAAGUCUCGUGUACAGAAGUGCGUGUAGUCGUCGUCGUCGUCGUGAGUGCGGCUGACGUGUUUUGUGAGAAAGCUCCUCUGCGCAGGCAGCUUUCCUACGUUAAUUAGAUUUCCGAAGAGUCUGUACGACCAUCAGCUCAACCAGUCAUGUCGCGGCGGAGGGCCCCGAAAAGGGGAGGUAACCUCGAUGAGCUCAAACAGGAGCUUGUCAUCGACUUUCACAAGAUCAGCCCAGAGGAGCUGUACCAGAGAUUUCAGACACAUCCAGAAAACGGCCUGAGUCAUGCGAAGGCUAAGGAGAAUCUGGAACGUGACGGGCCCAAUGCCCUCACCCCACCGAAAACGACGCCCGAGUGGGUGAAAUUCUGCAAGAAUCUGUUCGGUGGCUUCGCCCUUCUACUCUGGAUCGGUGCGAUUCUCUGCUUCAUCGCUUACGGUAUCGUCGCCUCGACGUCCGAGGAUCCCAACGACGACAAUCUUUACUUGGGUAUUGUCUUGACGGCCGUCGUCAUCGUUACCGGCAUCUUCUCGUACUACCAGGAGAGCAAGUCCAGCAAAAUCAUGGAAUCGUUCAAGAACAUGGUCCCUCAAUUCGCCACCGUCAUUCGUGAAGGUGAAAAAUUGACCCUGAAAGCUGAAGACUUAGUCCUUGGCGACGUCGUCGAGGUCAAGUUCGGCGACAGGAUUCCCGCGGAUCUGAGGAUCAUCGAAUCGCGAGGUUUUAAGGUAGACAACAGCUCGUUGACCGGAGAAUCCGAGCCUCAGUCCAGGUCGCCCGACUUUACGCACGAAAAUCCGCUGGAAUCCAAGAACCUCGCCUUCUUCUCGACGAACGCCGUCGAGGGCACGGCUAAGGGUGUGGUGAUCUGCUGUGGCGAUCAGACGGCGAUGGGACGGAUAGCCGGUCUGGCAUCCGGCCUUGAUACCGGUGAAACGCCGAUCGCCAAGGAGAUCCACCACUUCAUUCACCUGAUCACUGGCGUGGCCGUAUUCCUGGGCGUGACCUUCUUCAUCAUCGCCUUCAUCCUCGGCUACCACUGGCUCGACGCCGUCAUCUUCCUCAUCGGCAUCAUCGUGGCCAACGUGCCCGAGGGUCUGCUGGCCACCGUCACCGUAUGCCUGACCCUCACGGCCAAGCGCAUGGCGUCCAAGAACUGCCUCGUGAAGAACCUCGAGGCCGUCGAGACCCUCGGCUCCACGUCGACCAUCUGCUCCGACAAGACCGGCACGCUCACCCAGAAUCGUAUGACCGUUGCGCACAUGUGGUUCGAUAAUCAGAUCAUCGAAGCCGACACCACCGAAGACCAGUCUGGCGUGCAGUACGACCGUACCUCGCCAGGCUUCAAAGCACUCGCGAAGAUCGCUACCCUGUGCAACCGUGCCGAAUUCAAGGGCGGACAGGACGGUGUGCCGAUCCUCAAACGUGAGGUCAAUGGUGACGCCUCUGAAGCGGCACUCCUCAAAUGUAUGGAGCUCGCUCUUGGCGAUGUCAUGGGCAUUCGUAAGCGCAACAAGAAGGUCUGCGAAAUUCCAUUCAAUUCCACCAACAAGUAUCAGGUAUCUAUUCACGAGUCCGAGGAUCCCAGCGAUCCUCGCCACUUGUUGGUGAUGAAGGGCGCUCCCGAGCGUAUCCUCGAGCGCUGCUCUACGAUCUUCAUCGGAGGUAAGGAAAAAGUGCUCGACGAGGAGAUGAAGGAGGCAUUCAACAGUGCCUACCUCGAGCUCGGAGGUCUGGGUGAGCGUGUGCUCGGUUUCUGCGACUUUGUCCUGCCGACCGACAAGUUCCCGCUUGGCUACAAGUUCAACUGCGACGAUCCCAACUUCCCCGUGGAAGGACUGCGCUUCGUUGGCCUCAUGUCGAUGAUCGAUCCUCCGCGUGCCGCUGUACCUGACGCCGUGGCCAAGUGCCGCUCGGCUGGUAUCAAGGUCAUCAUGGUCACCGGUGACCAUCCGAUCACUGCCAAAGCCAUUGCCAAAUCCGUCGGCAUCAUCUCCGAAGGUAACGAAACCGUCGAAGACAUCGCAGCGCGAUUGAGCAUCCCUGUGUCAGAGGUGAAUCCACGCGACGCCAAGGCCGCCGUUGUGCACGGUACCGAGCUCAGGGAACUCGGCCAAGACGCUCUCGACGACAUACUCAGGUACCACACCGAAAUUGUGUUCGCCCGUACGUCACCGCAGCAGAAGCUCAUCAUCGUCGAAGGUUGUCAACGAAUGGGUGCCAUCGUCGCCGUAACAGGUGACGGUGUCAACGACUCGCCAGCCCUGAAGAAGGCAGACAUCGGUGUGGCUAUGGGUAUCGCCGGCUCGGACGUGUCCAAACAAGCAGCUGACAUGAUUUUGCUCGACGACAACUUCGCCUCGAUCGUCACCGGUGUCGAGGAGGGUCGCUUGAUCUUCGACAACUUGAAGAAAUCUAUCGCGUACACACUUACGUCCAACAUCCCCGAGAUCUCGCCAUUCUUGGCAUUCAUCAUUUGUGACAUUCCUCUGCCACUCGGCACUGUUACCAUCCUCUGCAUCGAUCUGGGUACCGACAUGGUGCCGGCCAUCUCUCUAGCCUACGAGGAAGCGGAGAGCGAUAUUAUGAAGCGUCAACCACGAAACCCCUUCACUGACAAGCUAGUUAACGAAAGGCUCAUUUCCAUGGCAUACGGUCAGAUCGGUAUGAUCCAGGCGGCUGCAGGCUUCUUCGUGUACUUCGUCAUCAUGGCUGAGAAUGGUUUCCUACCGAACCAUCUCUUCGGUAUCCGUAAGCAGUGGGACUCCAAAGCUAUCAAUGACUUGACGGACAGUUAUGGUCAGGAAUGGACUUUCCGAGAUCGCAAAACGUUGGAAUUCACCUGCCACACGGCCUUCUUCGUGUCCAUUGUCAUUGUACAAUGGGCCGAUUUGAUCAUUUGCAAGACCCGACGUAACUCCAUUGUUCACCAAGGUAUGAGAAACUGGGCCCUCAACUUCGGUCUUGUGUUCGAGACUGCCCUUGCCGCUUUCCUCAGCUACACGCCUGGUAUGGACAAGGGUCUCAGAAUGUUCCCGCUCAAAUUCGUCUGGUGGUUGCCCGCCAUUCCGUUCAUGCUUGCUAUCUUCAUCUACGACGAAACGAGACGAUUCUACCUUCGUCGAAACCCAGGGGGCUGGCUCGAGCAAGAAACUUACUAUUAAAAAACUCGCGCCCGCACGCUACAUACUAUUAAAUAUAUAACAAAAAAAAGUACAUCAUCAUCAACACCGCUGCUGCUGCUGCCGCUUAUCAAUAAAACAAAAAUGAAACAAACAAAUGAAACGCGAGAGAGAGAAAAAGCCGACAGCAGACGUGCAUUGCAAAAACCCACAAAUGCUACUUUUAUGAAAAUACUGUACUUGCUGCUACAUCCACAAACAGCAACGGCAGAUUAUCACAUCGAUUAUUUUAUUUCUGCUCUUUUUACACAUCGCCAUAUUUUUGUCGAUUGCUCGACGAUGACAGACAAUUUGAUGCCGCUAUUACUACUUCUACUACUAUUAUCUACCAUUUCUUUUACAUUUACUACUUCUGUGUGAUCAAUAACUCUGUAAACCAAUGUUUAAUGAGAAGAAUACGUUUGUGCUCGUAUAUACAACUGUAGUGAACGUAAAAAGAAAUUUUGUUAAAAAUCGAACGUGCUUAUAAGAACCAAGAUUUAUUAAAACACAAAAUAGUGAUAAAGCUCGCGUUUCGCCAUAGAUUUUACUACUAUGUUCAUCGAAAUAAUAUAAGGACUGAUUCGCUAAGUUUACAAGUGAAUGAGAGAAAGAAUAACUUUGAAAUAUGGAUUGUUGAACUAUGCGCGGAAUCAUAAAAAUGAUUAAAAAGAGCAAAAAUUAAAUUUGAACUAAUAAUGUUGAUUCAUCAUUCUAGUAUAUAUAAAUAAGUAUAUAUAAUGUGGGUCACGCAGAAAGCUCUUCGUUUCGAUACUCUACUCGAUGGAGUUUCAACGACAAACUAUUUCAUAAUGGUAACAAAAAUGUUUGUUAUAUUACAAUGUGCAUUCAAAAGCAGAGAAUGAACGAUGUUGCGAGUGUCGUUCAACAAAAAACAAAAAAAAAGAAAGAAAGCAUGCGAGCAACUGGCAUGUAUAUAAGUAUAUAUACACAUGCACAUCGUGUGCACUCAUAUAUAUUUAUAUAUAUCGUAUUAUGAUAAAUAUUAUAUUACUGCGAGCGCAAGAGCGGGAGAGCAAGCGACAACGUGUGUGAAAGUUUUAAAGAAAACAAAUAAAUUAUUAUUAUUACAUUAUGUGUAGCGAGCAAGUUAUUAAUGAAUGCAAGAAGACGAGCGAAUCAUUUCUAUAGAGAUUUACGUAGAAUGGCCUAACAUGUCGAAGGCGUGUGUGUGGCAGUUAAAAAUGUAAUAAAAAAAUCAGACGCUGUAAAACGAAUCUCGGAUUAAGUCGCGCGAGCAAAUCAAUAGCUUGGCUCGACAAUCCUUGAGAUUUGUUGAGGUCGGACCAUCGGGCCCCAGAGUCUGUUGUUAGAACAGAUUAUUAUGAAAUUAUAAUUAAAAUAUCCAUCAAUUCACCCCUAAAAAGCAUACAAUAAUAAGUGGUUCCGAGAACUCAUGAUAAAGUAUGUUAAAACACCGGACUUGAAGAUCUCAAUCAUGAGUUAUUGCGGUUGAUUGGCAAAAUAAAAUAAAAUAAAAAACUUAUAUAUUAACAACCACAGAAUUCUUGAGAGAAAUGCGCAUUUUUCAGAAUGAUAAUAAUAGAAGAAAUGAAGAAACUGUUGUUCGUUAGAGAUACGCAUUAUCCGAAAACUACUUCUUCACAAAAACAUUAUAGUUAAUGGAAGAGAAAAUUUUUUUCGGAAAAUUAUUCAUAUUAUUAUAUUAUAUACAAGAUUUUCGCUGGUAGACAGAUUGGCGCAGAACGCCAAUUAGAAGGGCAGUUUGCUAAUUUAUGAUAUUAUACAUCGCAACUAAACAGAUAACGUAACGUAGACUAAUGAUUAAAAAAAAAAGUAGCGCUGACGGAAAGCUCGAUUUAUUCAGGCGAAAUAAAAAAAGUUACGAAUCCAACAAUGUUGGUGAAUUUAUCGGGCUAUCAUCAGCUAUAAAACACAGGACUACAUGCUGAGAAGUUGACACAGCCGUUUUGACUACAAAAUUUAAAAGUGAAUGUAAGAAAAAAUAAAAUAAACAACCUAAAUGAGGACUUAUACUAUUCUUGAGCCCUAAAACAAGUAAUAUCUGUAUUUAACAACUAAAGUGGGAUGGCGAGUAACCGCUUAAACAUCAGUUAAUAUUAUCAAUAAACCAUCGAUCUUUAUAUAAAUAUAUAAAUAUAUAUAUAAUAUAGACGAACUUAUAUUGAUUAUUAUCAAACGAACAAAAUUUAGGCGAGAAAUAAAAAUAAAAUUAGAUCGACACGCCCUUGUAGAUGAAACAGAAGUGUAUAACGUCAAAGGAAAAAACAAUUAAUAAGUAAUAAAUCUAACGAAGUAGCAAGAUAAUUACGUUUGCAGUAUUCAUUAUAUAUUAUUAAUUAAUUGAUUAAUGGAAAAGAAAAGAAUGAUGAAGAAAAGAAAUAUUAGUGAUAGAACAUCAAUAAAAAUAAAAACAAACAUUCAAGUAUAAAGUUAUUAUCCAAUCGAUUUGAGUCUUAUCUGAGUAGUCGAAGCAUCAGGUUGCAAUGCAUAUUAUACAUGUAUUCAAAAUAUAAUUGAAUUUUGGAACGUGCAAAUUGAACGUUGAAAAAUACACAGAACAGACGAUGUACGAGCGGGAACGGAACGAUUGUUCAUCCUAUGAAUGGGAAAUGGAAAGAAAAGGCAUGGCAAGGAUUUUCAGGAACGUAAAAGCGAAGAAAGACGGACACGAAGUUGGAUAGUAUAUAAAUAUUUAGCGCUUAAAAAAGACAACUCUACCAACUAAGAAGAAUUUAAUUAAAUUAAAUAAUAAAAAUUGAAAAAAAAAAGAAAAAACAAGUUAUUUAAUUAAUGCGCGAGCGAUUCCUAGAAUGAACUGUGCAUUUGGGUAAAUUGUGAGCAUAUAAAAAAUAUACGAAAAUAUGUCAUUAAAAAGUCUAUGAGAUUUGUUUAAGUUGAUUCAUUAAUAAUUAAGCGUUGUUCGUAUAUAUACAUUAAAUGAGCGGCAGGUGAAUAGUGAAAAACAAUGUUAUUGAUUACGCGUGAUGGUAUAUUAUUUGAAAGUUAAAUACGAAAAAGUAAUUAAAAAUUGCUAAUGGCGCAAUGAGUAGACAUUUUAUUUGGCAAUUUGAUUUUCUAAAUCAACGCGAGUUUCACGUCGAGUUACUAAUUGCAUACGCAUAAAAAAUAAAAGUAAAAUUGACCGAUUCACAGAUUAAUCUCGAACGAUGAAGUUGCCGUUUUAUUGGUGAAAAAUGAGAUUGAGUUUUCAUUAAAGCUAAUCAGAAUGAAAGAAUAUAAGAUGAAACUUAAAUUUCAAGAACCAAAAAACGAGAUAAAAACAAAAAGAAAUUAUACAUUACAAUAUUUUAUGAAUAAUUAUGCAGAAAUCACGAGCAAAAGCAAGAAAAAAUCGUGCUGUUAAGCGUACAUAUUGAAUAUACAUAAUAUUGUCUACAUUAUUUCCUAGUUUCGACUCCUCUUUUUACAUACUUGAUUAUUGUUAUAAUUUUAAUACCUGUUACAUGUAUAGUUUGAGCAUCGCUUAUCGGCUACAAGUAUAAAUAUAUAAAAUAAAAAAAUUUUCAAAAAAUACGAAAAAAACGUGGCUAUAAAUGAAACAACAGCGGUAACGAUUAUCAAAAAUCCAGAUACAAGGCAUAUAUAAAAAUAGAAAAAUGUAGAGAGCACCCGCGUGGAGCGCCGAAUACCCUGUGUGGUCUCACCGUGGUCUGUAUAAUGCGAGAAGUAAAUAAAUUCCAACGACAAAACUAACGGACGUACGAUCAUUUUUCGUGUAAUGCCUGCCACCGUAUCAAUAAAAACAAAACCAAAUAAACAAAACCAACAAAACUAACAAAAAAACUAUUGUCUACCGUGACUUGGCGCGCGAUCGCGCACAUAACUUCUCUCUGUCAAGGAGCUGUAAACUCAACAACGAUCGAACUCGUGAAAAUCGUGGAUAGUUGCGGGGCAGCGCCUUAAAGUGUUCAGUUGGUAACUGCGACUGUUAUUAUAUAUAUAAAGAAAAAACAAAGCGAUGAUGAAAAAGCGAAACGUGUAGCAUCGCGCGAAAAACAAAUCGACUUGUCUCUUGCAGCGGGUCGGAGCCAGCGGAGCGAUGCGUUUUUCUCUCGACGCAUUAACGAGUUGUACGCAGAGGCGAACCAUUUGGACACCAAGAAUGAGACUUAGAAAACAUACUUUGCUACGGCAACGAUCGGACGUAUUCACUGAGAAGAACGACCAACGAACCUUUUUCGUACGCAAAUUUAAGUAAAAAAAAGUAGAUAAGUAAACGAUAUCCAAUUAGCGAAUUUAAGCUGAAAAAUAAUUGGAACGAAGAAGCAUAUCGGUAAUUUCUUCGACAGGAGAUACCGCCAGGCUCGCUGCGGUAGCUCAGUCUUGGCCAUGUUUUGUCAGUCAGCAUUCGAGGAUUCGGUUGUAAAAUUUUCCGGGAUUGCGCCUCGGUCUUUGUAACGUCGUGCCCUCCCCGUCUUGACAGAGUAUAUUUGUAUAUCAUACGGAUAGUGCUCGGCUCCACGAGCUCUAGGAUUCCUUACAUAAAAGUAAAGCAAAUAAAUUGUAGCAUAUAUACAUAGGCGAUGACGAUUGAAGAUAUGAUAUCAGUAAAACAUAUAACUACUAUCCUCUAUAUCGAUAUAAGAAAAAAAAACUUAUUUAAUCUCUAAUACUUCUCUAAUGACGCUUUGUCAAAUCAUGUAUACUCGUUGGGUCGUGGCAACUUGACCUACGUCGAAACUCUAAUUUGGUUCGCAGCGAGGCGCAAUUUCCGUUCGAUUUUCAUCUCACAGACACGGAUGGUACUCAGCUAGCUCGAUCCUCGAAGCUAUUCGCUUUUCCUCGAUCUCUCCCUCACUGUCAUCCGCGCUCGAUGCAAAAUCGCUUUGAAUAUUAUCAUAGCCAAGUAGAGUAAUUACAAAAAGAGGCAUCGAGGUAGCAAAAAAGAAGCCGCUGACAGUGAGAGACAGUGUAAGAGAUAAAGACAUAAAUGAGCUGCGGCAUAUAUUUCUCGCUCGCGGAACAUCGUACGACGCGCAACCACCGAAAACCCAACAUCCUAUGCGUGCUCGGUACCGAAUUCACGAGCCACGCGCACUCGCGCGAACAGCUCCGGAGCUCAGCGUAAAUGCUCGCGGUACCAGAAGCCAAAAAAAAAAAAAAAGGAAGAAGUACCAACUCGUCCCGGAACGAUCGAGAGAAAAACGCGUCGCAUUUUUGCAACAUCGCAUCUUGUAAAAUCCACUCACACAAUAAAUCGCUCUCCAUUCGAAAUCGAUUCUUAUAUAUAUUAUAUGAAAAAUAUACGAUACGAUUUUAAGACUAUAAUAGGUAUACUCUCGUUCAUUCUGUAGAUUUAUUGCGACGACGAUGAAGAAAAAUAAUAAAUGAAAAAAAAUCACCAAGAUCAAAAAAGUAACGUACACAAUAUAUUAAUUAUUAACGUAAUCAUAAUAAAAAACGAGAAUAAUGUGGUGUGCAACGAAAGAUUGAGAUUACUACAAUACAAUACUUGAUAUGAUAAUUGUCAUUAUAAUUACGAUAUGCACGAGUUUACGAAUGAUUGUUGUGUCAUUGUUAAUAAUUGCAAAUUUAAAUACUAUAAUAACGGUACGUACGAAACGCAUUUGUUUGUCUCAACUUUGUGAGUCUUUUCGUUCUCGUUUUUUUUCUAUCAAUUUGUUUAAUUUUUUUGUAAAAUCGCGUAAGAUAACUACUCAUACAUAUAUAACACACACAUCUACACACACACGCGUACUGUACGAAAGGGUGUGCCUAUUAUACACCGACUCAUCAUCAUAAUUAAUAUAUCGAGAAACAUCGGGAACCGCCGCGGAUGUAAAUUUUUCAGUUCUUUUCCCCGUCACACAUGCACAGGGUGUUCGUGCGAGCCCCGGUCGCGCGUAAAAACGCAUUAUUAUUCAUAAAUUUAUCCCUGCGCCAUCGUAUUAACUGACCUUUUACGCGAUUAUUACUCUACGAUAGAAUAGAAAGCAGUCUUAUACAUACAUACAUUAUGAAUGAAAAAUAAAAUAAAAUGAAAUAAAUUUGAAAUGUAUAUCUUUCACCGCGGCGAUGCUAGAAGUUUAAUAUAUUGAACAAAUGUAGAGAUUAUUAUAUGAUAAUAGUAUACCCGUUGUUAUUCUGUGUAAUCACGCAAAAAAACGCCAGUAUAUAAUGAGAAAAACGACAACAAAAUGAAUUAUUAUUAUGAUUAAUUAUUAUCACCUAGCUCCUACCUAUUUAUUACUCUCAUCAUCAUUUAUUAUUAUAACAUGAACGUUAUAAAAAUGCUUUUUUGCCAUCGUUUGCCGCCUUUUAAAGUCAUUCAGAAAAAAAAACUGAAUUAUACGACAAAGCAGUUAAAUGAUAAAAGAAAAAUAAAACGUAGCACAUCCAAACACAACAAAAACAAUGGUUUUGGCUAAUAUUAAAGCGAUGAAUCGCUCACUAAAAAAUUACCACGAUUCAAGAAAAAAAAAUUAAUAACUUUCAAUAAUAAUGAUGCAUGAAGGACAAGACACGAAACACCGAAUUUACACGCAUAUUCACACAGCUCUCCCAACACACACUUUAAACAUAAACAAUUUACAAUUAAAUGAAAAAAAAGAUGAUUACGUGUUAACAAGUAAGAUAUUAUUAGAUGUAAUUAUUAUAUAUGGGUUUAGUUUAGUAUAUCGUGUUGUUGAUGAAUAAAAAAAAAGAAAAACAAAUUACAGAUUAAAACAAACGAAUAAUAAAAUUAAGUAAGAUUAAAAAAAAACCAUUGAUAUGCUGAUGAAACGUAUGUACUUGCGAUACACGCGACAAAGUAACGACGAAA